Xenopus tropicalis (tropical clawed frog) is the source of this 1275-nucleotide messenger RNA. It is a transcript of the gene tmdd1, whose product is annotated as transmembrane and death domain 1. NCBI's taxonomy places the organism in Eukaryota, Metazoa, Chordata, Amphibia, Anura, Pipidae. The transcript is spliced from 6 exons. Bases 207 to 932 code for a protein of 241 amino acids. The record is from RefSeq and is a predicted model, not a curated record.
UGAUUGGUUCCUUUAGAUUGCAACCUUUGCAGUUUUGGUUACAUUGUCCUGUUUUUAUGCAGUGAGGCUUUAUGGGAAGAAGGAAGAGGAAGUAACAUCAGAGAGUUGUAAACAUAAACAGCAACUGAAGUUUUUAAAGCUGUCUUUCUGCUACAGAAGGAAAGGAAUAACAUAACUUACAGAGGUGGAGAAAAGGAGGUACAAUCAUGGGCCUUUUCUGCAAGGCAGCACUUCUGUUCCUUCUCUUUAGGAAAGCAUUUUGUGAUGACUCAGUUGCAGAUGCCAUUGGGCCUCAUACAGUUUGGCGCAUUGCAUAUCAUCUGUCCCCAGCUCAGUGUGAUAAAUUUUAUAAAAGGCUGAGGGGAUCAAAGGAGGACCUUAAAAAGUCUGUUCGUAUUGUUUCUCCAGGGAUACUCUCAUACACCGACCUAGAGAUCGUGACCCGUGAAGAGUGCAAAAAAAAGCUACAUAAAUGGUUUGUAACUAAUGGAAACACAGUAUAUUUUGAUCGAUUUUUAGAUGAGCUGUAUAAAGUGGGACGUAUGGAUUUAGCUAAAGCGAUUGAGAACAGAUUGGCCCAGAAAUUACGGCUUCAAAUGAAGAAGUACCUGGAACCUUUCAGCCAAAAAAAUACACAGGAGGGAAAAUCACUUUAUAAUAAGGAAGAUGAUCACUUGGAGUUCAUUAUUGAACAAAAAGAUCUCCCACCAUUUAAUCAGACCCUGACUGACUGGAUGUGGCCUGUGUUAUAUGGGCUAAUUAUUGGUUAUAUUGGAGGAGCUGUCUUGGCUGCCCUUAUUUAUCUGCUGGUUUUUAGUAUUUCUGGAAUUGAUAAUUUUGACCUUAACUUAUCCCCUGAUAUGGCAGAGGUUGCAGAGGAAAUAAAUAUGGACAGCACAGAUACAGAGGGUUCAGAUGGGGAUGUAGACUAGUUACAAAGUGAAUAUACACUGUUUAUAUGAGAUGUGCAAUUAUAAGCUAUCAUUAUUGUUACUUUGUUCAUUUAGAAAGGUACCUUUUACAUUUUCUCAUAGCAAAAUGAAUACAUACUCUAGAAUGAAAAUUUAUAUUAAAAUCCUAGUUAAUGGCUGUUUUCCCUUCAAUGCAGUUUUCUGCCAGUGGCAUUCUUUAUCUAAAUAUUAAAAAGCUCAUCAGUUGCAAUUUGUUAUAGAGAUGGUGCUCUUCCAAAUCUACAUGUUAACACAAUACACCUCCUUUACACAUCCCCCCCAAUUGAUCAUAACACAAACCCACCCAUGAACACAAAGAGAAGCC